Molecule: messenger RNA, 2250 nt
Organism: Balaenoptera ricei (Rice's whale)
Lineage: Eukaryota; Metazoa; Chordata; Mammalia; Artiodactyla; Balaenopteridae
Gene: SLC49A3
Product: solute carrier family 49 member 3
Cellular component (GO): membrane
Source: RefSeq, a predicted model, not a curated record
AUGGCGGGGCAGGCGGCGGCCUGGCCUGGGGCCGCCGCGGCUCCCGCCCGGAGCGUGCUGGGCACCUACGCGCCCCGCUGGGUCUCCCUGCCGGUGCUCAGCCGGCUCAGCUGCUCCAACGCCACGGAACGGGACCUGUCUCUGCCCCUCCGGCCACAAGCUCUGGGGAUAAACGAGGAUGGGGCGAGGCUGGCGAGGGAUGAGCUUGGCUGCUCAGCAGGGCAGGUGUGGCGACCAGACACCAGGCUUUCUCGCCGCUGGAUCAGGCCGGGCAGGAGGCCGCUGGAUCAGGCCGGGCAGGAGGCCGCUGGAUCAGGCCGGGCAGGAAGCCGCUGGAUCAGGCCGGGCAGGAAGCCGCUGGAUCAGGCCGGGCAGGAAGCCGCUGGAACAGGCCGGGCAGGAGGCCGCUGGAUCAGGCCGGGCAGGGAGCCACUGGGUCAGGCCGGGCAGGGGGCCGCUGGAUCAGGCCGGGCAGGGAGCCGCUGGAUCAGGCCGGGCAGGAAGCCGCUGGAUCAGGCCGGGCAGGGAGCCACUGGGUCAGGCCAGGCAGGGGGCCGCUGGAUCAGGCCGGGCAGGGAGCCGCUGAAUCAGGCCGGGCAGGGGGCCGCUGGGUCAGGCCGGGCAGGGAGCCGCUGGAUCAGGCCGGGCAGGAAGCCGCUGGAUCAGGCCGGGCAGGAAGCCGCUGGAUCAGGCCGGGCAGGGAGCCACUGGAUCCGGGUCCCCAGCCAUUGCAUGGUGGGUGGAGGUUGGGGUGCUGGAGGGGGUAGUCUGGGCUGGUGGGCAGCUCUUCUGACCCCAGCCCUGCAGACCAUCCUAUGUGCGUGGCUGAACUUUGUGGGUAGCGUGAUCCGCUCCCAGCCCUGCAUGAUCACCAGCAGCCAGGACCCAUUUGCUUUCCUCAUGGGUGGGCAGAGCCUCUGUGCCCUCGCCCAGACCCUGGUCACCUCUCCAGCCAAGCUGGCCGCCUUGUGGUUUCCCGAGCGCCAGAGGGCCCCAGCCAACACGAUCGGCACCGUGUCAAACCCCCUGGGCAUCCUGGUGGCCAACCUGCUGUCUCCCACCCUGGUGAAGAAGGAGGAGGACAUCCCCUUGAUGACAUAUCUUGAAAGCUGGGUUUCCAAACGCAACGAAGCAGAGCAGGCCCAGCACAACGCCGGGGCUUGCCGCCGUCCACCUGGGCACGACCUGCGGGGUAGCCGGCAAGGAGCCUGGAGCCGCGGGCACGAGGCACCCACGCGCGUGUGCACGCAUGCCCGAGGGCCUGUGCCUGUGCCUGCACACACACGCGAGUGCGCUCGUGCGUACCCUCCCCGCAGCUGGGCACCUGCAUCACCCCUGCUGCCCGCUGCGUGCGUCUGGGAGAGCACGCCCCCCCCGCCCCCCGCGGGGGCUGUCCACUCCACCUCGCGGGAGUUCCUAGCCGGCUGGAGCUGGAACGAGGCCUACGUCAUCCUGGCCGUGUGCUGGGGGGGGGGGGGGGGGGGCAGCAUUGGCAUCUUCUCCAGCUUCUCAUCCCUCCUGGAGCAGAUCCUCUGCGUGAACGGCUACUCCAGCGAAUUUGCAGGCCUCUGCGGGGCUCUCUUCAUUGCAUUUGGGGUCUUGGGGGCGCUGGCUCUUGGCCUGUACGUGGACCGGACCAAGCAUUUCACUGGAGCUGUCAAGAUCGGCCUCUGCCUGACAUCUCUGGUCUGCGUGGCCUUUGCCCUGGUGCCCCGGCUCGGGGGACAGACCAUCUGCUCGCUGCUUGGGCUCUGCUUCUCAGCGGCGCCUGUCGCUAUGGAGCUGGCUGUCGAGUGGUCCUUCCCUGUGGGCGAGGCUGCGGGCACGGGCCUGGUCCUCGUGCUGGGGCAGGCCGAGGGUGUGCUCACCAUGGCGCUGCUGACCUCCCUGACCGUGCGCCGCGUGGAGCCGUCCUUCUCCACCUGCCGGGACGGCCAGGACCCGCUAGACCGGAAGGUGUCCACGCUGCUGAUGGCCGGCCUGUGCGUCCUCUUCAGCUGCCUCGUGGUACUCUUCCUCCACACCCCACACCGGCGCCUGCAGGCCGAGGCCGACGCCAGCCCCUCCAUCCAGGAGGACGUGCACCCGGCAACCUCGGCAGCCACCCCCCGAGGCCCCGCCGCAGCCCCCCGUCCCCAGCAGCCCCUCCUGGGGCCGGUGCUCCUGGCUCUGCCUCCCUCCCCCUGGGAGUCCUCCGAGACGUCAUGGGGCCCCUGCAGAGGACCAGAGGCCGGGGAGCAGUUGGUGUGA